Molecule: messenger RNA, 4230 nt
Organism: Spodoptera exigua (beet armyworm)
Lineage: Eukaryota; Metazoa; Arthropoda; Insecta; Lepidoptera; Noctuidae
Source: the annotation of a GenBank genome assembly
AUGGAUCGAUACGUUAUUAGAGAGCCAAGAGUUGCAGCAGAUUAUCCGCAGGGAAAUCAAAUGAUGCCUUUUCCAAUGAAUGCAGGGAGAAACAAUUUGCUACCACAAGAAAAUGUUUUCUAUUCUUCGAGUGGGUAUGGUCAUCAAUACACCAACAUACCAAAUGCGCCAAACCUGAGUUAUGUUGAUGUAAAUGCAAUGAACUCGCCAGCUUUUGGACAAAUGAAUAUGGGUCCUGGUCAACCUCAAAUGGUGACAGGAAUUGAUCCUCGUUACUUAGCGAACUAUUCUGACAACCGUGCUCAAUACAUAGUUACAGGUCAACAGAUGCAAGUAGAACCAAGCGCAGCACCCCUAGACACCGGAUUAGGAGCUAAUUACUUAAACUCCAACUUUGGAGGAGCUGAUAGGAACAAAGUUAAAACUUUCGUUCCUCAGGUCUUAACACAUAAUAAUAGUGCACCUCAUACAGAAACAUCAAAAAGUAAGACAUCUUUGGAAGGAAAUUCGAAAACAUCUUUUGAAAACCAGCAACACUCACGGACACAACCUAACACAAUCAAUGCACCCAAAAAAUCUGCAGACGGGAUUGAAGUCACCAAAAAAGAACCGCAGAAUAUGCUAGUUACAAAAAUGGACAGAUUGAAGGCGCUUCAGAAAAGCGGUCCGAGAGCGUUUUCCGGUCCAGUGGAGAAGGUGCUUAAAUGGCACAAGGCCUUACAAGACAUCGGCGUUUUUGUAUUUUAUGAGAUCAUUGCCAAAUGUGUUAGUAUAAGACCCGGAGAGUCUUGCGCUAAAAACCUCGUCAUAAGGGAUGACAAUGGACCAGCAAUGCAAGUCGUUUAUUACGAAAUCGAUUUCAUGUUACCAGAGUUAAAAGUUCCUUCUACUGGUUAUGCAAAAACGGAAUAUUCUGACGAAAAUGGAGAGUUGGUUACGGAAUACUUUGGACCCGGUUCUUUGCUAACUUUAUUUGAAAUCUUCCUUGGCAGAGUAUCACUGCGAUCUUAUAUGGCGUAUACUGAUUGUGAAUUACAACAAAAACUCAGAAAUAGGAUUUACAUUACAAAAACGAGAAGAAGUUCUUCAAAUAAUAAAAUUGUAGCUGAAAUUCAAGACUCUCGAUCGUUACCCGUUGAAGGUUACUUUUGGGGAGAUCCAGAGUCAGGAACCAAGGGUAUAAACAUACAACAAUUAACCAAUGAACGUAUCGGUGCCGUGUUUAGACAGGAUUUAAGUUACUAUUUCUACAAAAAAACUUUUACUAUUUUGGAUACAAUAAUUGGCGGCGGGGAGAUAAUACAAAGACAACUGGCCAGUGUCAGUGAUGUGGCUUACUAUUUGCCCAAAUAUGAAAUAUUUAGGGAAAUGGACAUCUGUCGUAAUAUAUGCAUUGUACACCGGGGAAGAGUAAAUAUUUACAAAGAUGGCAAGCAAAUUAUUAUACUCACUAAGGGUGACAUAUUCGGUCAAUUGGAAGGCGUAAAAGUACGACCCGUACGCGUCACUGCUGUGGCCGAAGAUUACGUGGAUUUGCUAUUGAUUGAAAUAUCAGCCUUCCAGACUAUCAUUACUGAAGAGAGACAUGAUGUGCCCUUGGAGGCAAUCGGUGGAACAUGGUAUUCCCGCUGGCUAUGUUUGGCUUGGUUAAUUGGUCCAUUUUGCUCGAGUUUUGCGGUCCUUAUAUUCGUACUUCUGCCUCCGGACUCUGAUUUAUGGUUUCGAUUAUAUGCACUGCUCUCUGUCACGGAUCUUAUAGAUUUGAUCAACUUUAUAGCAGAAUUUUAUUCGAAUCAAAAGGCUCCUUACGUUUUGAAAUUUGCUAUUAUUUUGUUGUUGUUACACUUGUUUACUACUGGAUGGAUUUUAAUUGGAUGUCAACAAGCAGAAUUGCCAACGGAUAUCGUAAGGGCACGUCAACUGAAUAUAACUAUGGACUUUACUCAGUGGGUUCCGCUUGAUGCGAGAAAAAACGGAUGUGCUAGAGUUACAAGAACAUUUAUUGAUAGUGACGGCAAAAUUAAUCCUUCUUUUGUAGUGCCUAAAUAUUGGCUUCACGAUUAUGUGGUUGCAUUGACCUAUAUCUUGCUUAUCCAUACCCAUACCAGCAUAGAUACAGGGUUCGUCAAAGUAGAGUCUCAUGAUGAAAACGGUGAAAUAGUGGAGACCUAUUAUGGUCCUGGUUCUUUAUUAUCGAUUGCUGCUGUAUACUUUGGCAAAGAAUCGAUGAGAUCAUACAGUGCGUAUACUGAUUGUGAGGCAAGUAAAAUUGAAGUAUUUAAUGGAUCGCAAAAUGUGUUGUACCAACAAAAAUUAAGAGAGCGAAUACAUGUUACAAGAUUGUCAAUGAUAUCCACAGCAAAACUUAUUCCUGAAUUACAAGAAAAUCGUUCGUUGCCACUUGAAGGUGAUUUUCAGGGAGAUCCGGAAUCCAAAACGAAGGGCAUUGGGAUGGCUCAACUGACAAAUGAAAGCAUUGGUGUUGUGUUUCGUCAGGACUUGAAUUACUUCUUUUAUAAAAAGACAUUCGGUAUUUUGGAUACUAUAAUCAAAGGCGGUGAGGCAAUGCAGAGACAGUUGGCGAGCGUCAGUACACAGGCGUUCUUUCUUGAAGGACACGACAUCUUCAGGGAAAACGAUCUUUCAACUUACUUGUGUGUUAUACAUCGAGGGAAAGUAGUGCUGAAGAAAAAGGACAGAAAACUAAUAGUUCUUACAAAGGGAGAUAUUUUUGGUCAGCUGCUAGGUACAAGGAAGCGACCUAUUCGUGUGACGGCGACGGCUGAAGACAAAGUCGAUGUUCUGUAUAUUGAGCUAGAUGCGUUUCAAAGCAUCAUCACUGAGGAGGUACGCCGUACGAUUAUGCGUAACCCGCAACAUAAGAGUGAUUUCUUAGCAACAAAGAACGUAACGCUUGAGAAUCCAUACGAUACAGUUAAAUACCUUUUACGAGGACGAAAGACAAUCAAACUACCGUGGAACGAUUACCCGACGGACGUUAGCCAUGGCUCAUGGUAUUCGCAUUUCUUGCACCUGACGUGGUUCGUUGGACCUUUCGUCACUACCGUUUGUGUCAAUUCCUUCGUCGUGUUGCCCACCGGACACAAUCUAUGGUACAGAGUAUAUCUAAUACUCUUUAUUUGUGAUGUAAUCCAUUUGGCGAACUUCAUAGCGGAUUUUUAUUCAAGAAGACUGGCACCAAUACUAUUGAAGAUAGCGAUUUUGAUUUUGGUCAUUCAUUGUUUCACUUGUGGUUGGGUGUAUGUCGCUUGCAGGAGAAAUGGCAAGUUUCCCAUUCCUAUCAGGGAUAUGCGGGAUAUGGCCAAAACAAUUGAUUUCAGUCAAUGGACACAUCCUGACGACAGGGGCGAAGGUUGUGCGCGGGCUACCAGAGAUAUUCGAGACGAGGAAGACCCAGCAGUAUCUAUUCCCACCUUUGUAGUGCCCAAGUAUUGGCCCAACGAUUACAUCGUUGCUUUGACGUACAUUCUACUUAUACAUACACAUACAAAUAUUGACACGAUAAUGCCUUUAUCAAUAAACGAAGUAUAUUACAAAGUAAUUACGACAUUCAUUCUCCAACUAUUGGAUAUCUACAUAAUGGCACUGGCUAUUAACGCAGCAUACACAAAGUAUCGAGAACUGUACCAGUAUAAUUUCUCUAUAAAAAGCAUGCUUAUCUAUUUGACUGACUCGGGACUUAGUAGAUCUUUAUCGGAUAAUGUUUGGGCUUAUACUGUGCAGCUAUGGAAAAGGCAGAAAGGUGAUAAACUCCCUAAUCUAGCUUACCAGGGUCCUCCAUGUUUGCGCCAGGACCUCUUUACUGCUCUUUACAUACAUCACUUGGAAGCUCCUCCAACAUUUCGCAUGCUGCCUGACUAUUUCAAAAGGCAACUAGCAGCUAGGUUGCAGAGGACUGUUGUUUUUCCUGGGAAAUGUAUCGUAAGGGAGGGAGAUACCUUCAACAUUACUUACUUUAUCCAUGAAGGGGAAGUGGAAAAGUGGUACAUCGACAAAUCGGGUGAGAAUAAGCUGAUGUCAGUGCUUUAUACAAAUGGAUAUUUUGGCUGUAUGCCGGGAUUGUUCGUCAAUGUAGGAUUCCACUUCUCGUACUACUCACGAACGCUUUUACCAGCGGCCUCGCUUCCAUCAAUUUACUACCAACCUACCGACACCAACCAACCAACCUGCUAUCUAUACUACUCUACCACUCCUACUGAAAUCGGUUAA